Messenger RNA from Aegilops tauschii subsp. strangulata, 747 nucleotides. NCBI's taxonomy places the organism in Eukaryota, Viridiplantae, Streptophyta, Magnoliopsida, Poales, Poaceae. The record is from RefSeq and is a predicted model, not a curated record.
AUGCCGCGACAUGUUCAUCUUCUUCCUCCCACACGGCAGUUCCUCAUCCCUCGCAGCCUACCCCAUCCGCCUGUCUCCACCACCCUGAGGUCGACGGGUAUUGCCGCGAACCACCUCGCCGCCCAGCCCUCCCCUCAACCUUCCCCCACCGCUGUUACUGGCCACCUCCCCGACCAUCCCUCUAAGCCCCGCACCACCGACUCACCCGUUGUUAUAUCGCUGCCGCGCACGAGAAGACGCGGGUUCCUCUGCACCACCGCCGCGCCCACAUCCGCCUCUCUCCGCCUCCGGUGCCCGUCCUCUCUCCACCCUCGCCCAAUCCGGACGAGAUCGGCAGGAUCCGCCGCAUCUCACGCCCGCGGCCCACCGUGGCUUUCGGCGGCGUUGGGAGCGCUGGUCCGCCCCCGCUCCUCCGGGGCUGGCGGAACGGCGGAGCGGCGCUCUGGUCAGGUUCCUCUGCUUCGAGGGCGGCGCGUGGGCUGUGCCUCUGCGCCGGGCGUCCCUGGACGGGAGGGUGGUCGCAGGGCCGUGUAUGGCGGCAGGGAGUUCCUGUUCGACGCUGGCACCACCGAGGAGGUCGCCAUGGGCUGGAUUGAUGACCGCGGGGCCUGCUUCUUCCCUGUGCCAGAGAGCGGGAGGAAGAGGAAGAGGGGCGAGCCUGAGCUGGAGGACGGGGCGUCGUCCGGGGUGGAUGAGAGGUCCGACGAGAGCAGCGACACGGUAGAAGCCGAAGUUGUUUUACUUUAA